Arabidopsis lyrata subsp. lyrata is the source of this 2359-nucleotide messenger RNA. RefSeq lists its product as uncharacterized. The coding region runs from base 104 to 2170 and encodes 688 amino acids. The record is from RefSeq and is a predicted model, not a curated record. The transcript is spliced from 6 exons. Lineage: Eukaryota; Viridiplantae; Streptophyta; Magnoliopsida; Brassicales; Brassicaceae.
UGUAGUUUGAUUACUCAAAGAGAGAGAGACGUCUUCUUCACACCGCAGGCUCAGUUUCAAAACGAUCUUCGAAGUUCGCAGAUCUUUUUUGGUUUUCUCGACGAUGGCGAAUCAAGACAAGUUAGAUCAUCAUCGGUGUGUUGAUACAGAGGCACAAGAUCCUACUUCAAUGACUAUUGAGUUUCUGCGUGCACGUUUACUUGCUGAAAGAGCUGUUUCCAAGAGUGCUAGAGCAAAGCUUGAUGGACUCGCUGAUAAAGUAGCUGAGUUGGAGGAACAGCUCAAGAUUGUGUCUUUACAGAGAAAGAAAGCAGAACAGGCAACUGCUGAUGUUCUUGCGAUCCUAGAGGAAAAUGGAUAUACUGAUGAUGUCUCUGAUGAUUAUGAUUCAAACUCUGAACAUGAAUGCUACUCUCAGACAAAUUCAGUUUUAGGGAAAAGUUUAUCCUGGAAAGGUCGUAGGACGGAACCAGGUUCUUCUGACAAGAUCAAGGAAAUCCGGAAUAGGAGACAUCAUAGAGGUUUCGAGUGUGCUUAUUUUUCCUCUCCUAGACACCGCCAAGGAAGAUCUUGUCGCCAAAUUAGACGUGGCGAAUCAAGAAAUGUAUCUGACGAUUACAAGAGAGAUGGAAAUCCGGUUGAUUUUCAAGAAAAUGGAGUUCGCACUGAAAUGCUUCCUCAAGCGAAUGAAGAUGCAUCCAGCACCGUGGUGGAUGUUGCUGUCGUGAAGGGAGACGAAAGUUUGAACAAGUUGUCAAAUUCAAAUGGUUUAGAGAAACAAAACAGUACGGAUAUCAACUUGGAGAGAGCAUUAGAAAACCGUGCUCAAGUUAUCGGAUCUUUUGAAGAUAUGGAAGAGACUCAAAGGGAAUGGGAAAAAAACUUCAGAGAGAAUAAAUCAUCUGCCCUGGAUUUAUGUGACGUAGGAAACCAUUCUGAUGUGACGGAUGAAAGUAACGGGGAAAAAGCCCAAUCUCCGCUUCAAGGUUCCACAGUAGUCCCUUCACUCCGUGAUACAAGGUCUAUAGCUAAUGAAGUUGACUUUAGGGAAUCGUUUGAAACUUUGUCACAUGGUUCACCUGAUAAUUCAGUAACGUCACCUGAUAAGUGCUGCAAAAGUUGUGGUUCCAGAUCUCUGGAACAAGAUGCUUCUUCUUCUAGAGACAAAAGAAAACAUGUUUCUGAGAGCCCUAAAAGUGAGUACUCCCAUCCACAGAGCUGUAAAGGUAUCAAUGAGCACUCUUCAUCAACUAUUCAGUCACCUCUUGUAACACAACCAAACUCGAGAGGUGGUUCCUUUGACAGUACUACCACUGCCAUCCAGAAAGUAGAUUAUCCAUUAGUUCCACUGAAAGAGGGGAAGUCUGAUACUUGUGAAACUGUACUCACUGCGCUAAAGCAAGCGAAGUUGUCUCUGCAAGAGAAAGUCAAUAGCCUACAUAUCAGAAAACCUGAUUGUCAUUCUGAAAGCUCAUAUCCUUCAACACCAGGUUCAUAUAUGAACACGUACGCACUACCGAUAGAACCAGCAUUUAGUACUAAACCAUCUCUCCCUGCUUCCAGCAUUGGGUCCAUGGUAGAGUUUCCUGUUGGCUGUGCUGGACUUUUCCGUGUACCCACUGAUUUUUCAUCUGAUGCUUCAAAUAGGAACUGUUUUCUAGCUUCGAGUUCUCAGAACGCUAUGGUUACCCAUAUGCCUGAGCGAGACAUCCCCCUAGUACCUGGAGAUCAGCUUUUCACCAAAACAGCCUCAAACAAUCUCCUAAAUACUGGCUUCCAAAGCCAACUAGAAACCAGUCCUCCUUUGUCAGUGGAUGACCGACUUUUGACCACCCCAUACAUCGGUGGACCAAAACUAUGGUCCAGCUUCAGGGCAGAUGGUCCACCGAUGAUUGAUGUUCCAGGCUUCAGACUUAAUAAAGGCACACCAAGUGUUUCAGGCAGUGCAAUCUCUGGUGGAACAUCUGGUUUUGAAGGUAACCAAGUAUCCUCAACUAGCUUCAAUUUAGAUAGACGAGUAAGUACAUAUACCCCUGUGACACCUACUCGAAGCUUGCAUCCGGAUUCAGUUCUAAGUAGUAGAGAAUUGUAUUCAACUCCUUAUUACACACGCCCAAUUGGGCUGCCUCCUACUAGUGGUUCAGAUGAUGGCUUAUUUAGGCGAGUGUGAUUCUGUUGGAUGUCUGUGAAGCCGUGAUAUGAUUGUUGGAUCUUUGUAGAGUGUUGUGGUUGUUGUAUACACUGUUUGUAGAAUAUAUCAGCUUUGUAUAACGUCAUACUGUAUAGAAGACUUCAUAACGUGGUCAUUAUAGGGCCUUCUAGGUCGUUGAUAUGUAUUGAAAUCCCGUUUUAUUGAUUA